CAUCGACAUCAUCAUAUACUACAGUAUAAACUACUGUAAGUCGAGCCUAAGCUUAUCGCGAUGCAGAACUCUGACUGCUCUGUUUGCUCAGAUCAGGGUGCCGGAGAAUUUUACCGUGUAAAAUUGAAGUUUUCUACCAUUGCUUAAACAAAGGGCGUGUUUAGCACCCAAUAGGAGAGGAUUGAGUGUACCUGCAGGGCUUCCAUGCCAUUCUAUUAUUAGCUAUGCCAAAGUCUCGAGCUCUGCCACCGUCUCGUCUGGAGCGGAUUGGGCAGCCACGGUGGUGUUUGACUUCGACCCUCUUUCAUCUCUCCUCUCUUUCUCUCUCUCUCUCAAGUCUUAACCAGAGCAAGAAGCAGGCUUCGCCAUGGCUUGCUGUUAAGAACUCAGGAGCAAGGGGCUUUGAUGAUGGUGGAGAGGGAGAAAGAUGAGGGAGAAGCAAUGGCCGUGAACGGGCCAGGGAAGGAAGAAGCAGAAGCUGCAGCGGCACCGGCAGCGACAGGAGAGAAGGGAGAGGGGGAGAGGAAUGACGGAGAAAGAGACGAAGGCGAGGAGCGGAAGGAGGAAGAAGAGGCGGAGGAGAAGAAAGACAAAGUGGAGCCGGAAGAGUGGUCCGAGAUAAGGCUGGCGAUCGCGGAGCUGUCCCCGAUCAGCCGGCGCGGCGGCAAGCUGUGCUCCUCGCCUCCCACGCUGCCCUUCCUCGGCCUCUCCCACCUCCUCCUCCGGCUCCUCGAUAAGAUUGGUCCGACAAUGGCAGUGCUGCGGCUCGACGUCCAACGGAACAUCGAGAGGCUGCAGGAGCUAUACUUGCAGGACCCAUCCAAAUACUCCAUUCUGACGGCGAUGGUCGAGAAAGAGGCUGACGACGGCACCGUGAGGAAGGCCGAUAGCUGUGCAAGAGCUAUUCUAUGGCUCACUAGAUCCAUGGAUUUCACUGUUGCACUGUUACAGAGACUGGAGGAGGAGGAGAAGGAGGAGGGUUCUGAUCAGCAGAGUCUUGCACAGCUCGUAGAAGCUGCGUACAUGGUCUCUCUCAAGCCAUGGCAUGGCUGGAUUUCUUCCGCGGCAUGCAAGAUCGCAUUGAAGCUCAUCCCUGAGAGGGCGAUCUUCGUCGGCUGGCUCAUGGGGGAAAACCAGAGCUACAGCCUCCUCAAGGUCGAGAUUGAGAAGCUCGUCCAGCUGCUCCAGCCCUUUCUCGACGACAUCCAUUCCAUGCUGGCCAAGUUCAGAUUGGACAGGCUGAAGUCGACCUGAGGGCGAAGGCUAAGAUGGUCUCAGUAUCCAAAUUCCACUUCUGUGAAUACCCCUUGGUUUGUAUGUGUACAUGUUUCUCUUUUUUGAGCUGCCCGUGGUCGUGCGCCUCACUCUGUAAAUAGGUCUUCAUGUAGGGUAGGACUAAGAUUUGUAGCGCUCCUUGCGGGCAGCCGGGUACGAGUUCUGCCCAGUCAAUGUACUUGACCAUCUUUCUAGCUUCAGUCAAUUGCACUUGCCACCGUUGAACUGGACACUAA
This is a messenger RNA of Triticum aestivum (bread wheat), 1511 nucleotides long. Its product is annotated as glycolipid transfer protein 3. The record is from RefSeq and is a predicted model, not a curated record. Gene Ontology annotation, molecular function: ceramide 1-phosphate transfer activity; ceramide 1-phosphate binding. Gene Ontology annotation, cellular component: membrane; cytosol; cytoplasm. Gene Ontology annotation, biological process: intermembrane lipid transfer; ceramide transport. The transcript is spliced from 6 exons. Lineage: Eukaryota; Viridiplantae; Streptophyta; Magnoliopsida; Poales; Poaceae. The coding region runs from base 406 to 1254 and encodes 282 amino acids.